UAGCUAGAAGAAACGUGGCACACAUGAUGUAAUGUGGACUUCAUAGGCGAGGAAUUUAAUGGAUUUGAUAACAAACUUUGAUUUUAGUGGACUAUAGGUUUUUGGAGGUCAUAACUUCAUAUACGCUUUACACAAAUCCCCGUUAUGCUUUGGAUUUAUCAGUGGAUUCUGUUUUUUUUUUUAACGAGUUAAUCAAAUUGGUGAUUUUUGCAUCUAAAUUGUCCAUGUUUCUUUCUUACGAUGGAGGACCCAACACACAUUCGUUUGAGACAAUGUCAAUUACGAAAUUUGUAAUAUUGAAAAAAAGGUUGUAUAGAUCUUAGUUGGUAGGCAUGAACUAUUUCUUUUGGACCGUUCAUCCACCCAAAACCCAUUACUCAACCCCCGGUUAGCACAAUGGUACGACCGAACCGAUCUCAUGCUUGAUGGUUCGAUAGACGAUGCAAGCAACCAUCGAACUACAACCCGUUAAAUGUUAAUCACAAUAAAUUCAUGUUCGAUGUAAGAAGCCAUUAGGCCCAUUACACCAUGUAGCCACAUGUUUGGGCCUGCGAUCAAUUAAACCCGAACCUUAGCUUCACGGAGUGGGCUUGGCAGCUAGUUCUGGGGUUGGAGUUUUUUUUAUUCAACCCGUAUUCGGGCCCAUUGACGGAAAUUGUUAAACGGACCUUUACAACACGCAUGAAACAGUGAAAAUAAAGGCUAAUCGUCAAAAGUCAGCAGGCAAAUUAUUUUGAUCCUUGUCCCAGCUGAGAUCGUGUAUAAGGGAAAGUUGUGGCGGGCUUGCUUUCUUUGUAUCCUACUUCCAUUAUGCGACAUUCCUGGCCUUCGGAGCUGUGGUUCUAGGUAGGGUUUUUACUGUGUUGAGAGCUGCCGCUGGAGGGUUUUCAUGGGUUGGGCCGUUGGGGGGAUUUUGAUGCGACAGGUUGAGUUGAUCGUGGGAAUUUUUAGCUGGUUGGAGCUCGGGGGUUGGGUUAAAUAAUGGGUUUGAAUUUUUCUUUUGGAUUGGGAUUGUUACCAGUUGGAAGCUUCGUUCUUUUAUGAUCUUGCUUAGGUUCUUGGUAGGGUUUAUUUGCUUCUGCAUUUUCGUUCAGUAGUUCCAAGCGACCAGAUUUGAAAUGCUGCGAGAAUCUAUGUGUGAUUUACUAUGGAUGGUAAAGGGCCAGGAGUUAAUUGUGAUUCUCCUAGGAUAGGAGGAAAUUUUUGGUCUUUGGUUGCUGAGAAAAUACUGAGCUCUAGUUGAACGAUUGAUGACUCUGUUCCUAAUUGGGUCCUUCAUUUCACAGGGGAUCUAAUGCCUGCCAUGGAACGAGAGAAGGAAAGCCGUGAAGGUCACAUAGUUGUUCAGAUACCCGAACAUGGCAAUGUUACUCCAUCAGUAUCCGCUGCUGCUAAUCCUUCAAAUGGUUUAGAGUCGAACCAUGAAUGUUCACCAACUGCCGAGGCGCCAUCUCAACCUUGCUCAUCGCCUGCUGCCCCAUCAACUGCUGCUGCACAUUCAUCAUCUUCACUCUCGUACUACAAACUCAUAGUCUCUAUCAAGCUAACAUACAAUGCUAUCCUGAUUAUCGCCUCCAUCGUUGUCUUCAUUGUGUCGAGGCAUGAAACUCCUUCCAACCCACUGUUUGCUUGGAUUGCCGGUUAUAUAAUCGGGUGUGCAGCUAGUGUUCCAGUGGCUUUCAGGCAUUGCUUCCUUCCCCAUCCUAGGCUCUGUAGACUGAUUGACCAAUUUAAGCUUGCACUGGAGCUGUUUUAUGCAUCGUGGUUCAUGGUUGGCAAUUACUGGGUCUUCACUGAAGAUGCAUCUAAUCAAGCUCCUGGAUUAUACAACCACUGUGUCGCACUCAUCGUUUGUAGCUACGUCAAGUAUGUAGGGCCUUUCGUUCUACAGGCCAUGGUAGUAUGUUGCUGCGGGGGUUUCCGGAGUCCGAUUGCAGGAGCCCCCACAGAAACCAUAGAGGCUCUCCCAAUCUACAAAUUUAAAUUGGGGAGUUCUUGUGGAGAACUUGACGGACGAGCUGAAACCCAUGAUGGCGGAGUUGUGGGAGCAGGAACUGAGAGUCAACGGAAUCUUUCAGGGGAUGAUGCUGCUUGUUGCAUUUGCUUGGCGAGUUAUCGAGAUGAUGACGAGCUGAAAGAGCUACCUUGUUCUCAUUUGUUCCAUGCGAGCUGUGUGGAUAUAUGGCUCAAGCUAAAGGCAUUUUGUCCACUCUGCAAAUGUAGGGUUAUUAAGCCCAUACCCGGUCCACCUUCAGGUCCAACUUCAUUUCAGUGAAAAUGCCAAGAGGCAUGAAUACAUGCCCUUAGAAUUGCACAUAUAUGAAUUCUUUGCUAACUUCUAUAGACUCACUCGGUGUAAUUUGUUAGUUAGGGGAACCAACGCAGACUGCUGAAGCAAGUUAGAGAUUCUGCAGUAAUCUAGGUUUGUUCCUUGUAGAUAGGGAAGUAGUUCUUCAUAAUGAUAUUUUGCUUAUCAAGGUAGGAGAAAAUGCACGGGAUUAUUUGGUAUUAUUUUGAGAGAUCAAAUGCAAAAAAGCUACGAUAUAUCA
Messenger RNA from Linum trigynum, 2549 nucleotides. Lineage: Eukaryota; Viridiplantae; Streptophyta; Magnoliopsida; Malpighiales; Linaceae. The record is from the annotation of a GenBank genome assembly.